Heteronotia binoei (common prickly gecko) is the source of this 1067-nucleotide messenger RNA. RefSeq names its product three prime repair exonuclease 2-like. The record is from RefSeq and is a predicted model, not a curated record. Lineage: Eukaryota; Metazoa; Chordata; Lepidosauria; Squamata; Gekkonidae. Gene Ontology annotation, biological process: DNA catabolic process. Gene Ontology annotation, molecular function: nucleic acid binding; 3'-5'-DNA exonuclease activity. Gene Ontology annotation, cellular component: cytoplasm.
CAGCAUGUGUACAUCCUGUGACCCUCCUCAAAAACCUAUUGAGAAGUUUGUUUUUAUGGAUAAAGAAGCAACAGGGUUGCCACCCUCACAACCUAAAAUUGCAGAAAUGUGCUUAUUUGCUGUGAAUAGGCAUGCUUUUGAGAAUCCUCAAUACAGCAAUUCUUCUCCUAGAUCAGUUCCAUUAUUUCCUUGUUUUGUGUACGAACUCUGCAUCGGUAUUGAUCCAGACAAACCCUUUACCUCUGGAGCAAGUUCCAUUACAGCUAAUGAAGCUUUUGCUGAAAACAAAAAGCAAACCUUUAACAUACACAUUAUGCACAUGAUUGCAGAUUUUUUCAGUCGGCAAUACUCACCAAUCUGUUUAGUAGCACACAGUGGCUGUAAUUAUGAUUUUCCUCUGUUGAAAGCUGAAUUAUCUGCACUGGGUAUCUCAGCUCUUGAUGAAAACUAUUGUGCAGAUCCCAUUAAAGCCAUGAAAGCACUGGACAAAGAGACUAACCAGCUCCACCAGUUUAUAUAUCAUCCUAACCCAUUUAGCAGCAAGAAAAAUUACAAGCUUCAUGAUUUAUACUUUAAAUUCUACAAAGUAUAUCCUUUGAACAGUCACAGUGCAGAAAGAGAUGUCAUUACACUAAUAAGAGUCUUUCAGCAACGUGCCAGAGACUUUAUGCACUGGAUGGAUUCAAAUGCAAGGCAGUUUAAGACCAUUAGAGCAAUGUACAAAGGAAAUGAGAGGUGUGCUUCUGUUUCCAAAACACCUUCGAAUCUUCAUAAUCCCAGUUCUUUAUGGGUACAACCGCCUCGGCAGAGGCUAGCUACAACAUAUUCUUUUCCAGUAGGUGAUGCCGAAGUAUCCUUAAGAGAGAAUAUUGUUAAGCAAGAGGGUGAUCCAUACAGACCACUCAAGAAUACUGAUAUUCCUGAUGAAAUUAAUAUUUUGCUGUGUCUUCUUGGAUUAGCAAUAGUCAUAUGGGUUGUACUCAGAAAUCCUGUAUAAAUGCAAAAUGUAGUUUGGUUUUUGCAUACAGUUAAGUGACUCAAAGGUUACCAAACAAUAUUUUCCAGUU